Pelecanus crispus (Dalmatian pelican) is the source of this 632-nucleotide messenger RNA. The record is from RefSeq and is a predicted model, not a curated record. NCBI's taxonomy places the organism in Eukaryota, Metazoa, Chordata, Aves, Pelecaniformes, Pelecanidae.
AUGAAGCUUCUGAAUGCUGCUGUAUUCUUUAUUCUUGUGCCCACUUUGAUGCCGGCUUUGGACCCUCUCAGCACUUCAAUCUUCAUGGGCGGUGCUGCUGUCGCUUGGCAGCUCCUCUGCCCUCACUCCUGGCUCAGGUGCAGUCUCUUGGAAUGCUGCAAUAUGAAGGACUCACUGAAUUUAUCAGCUAUGAAGAUGGAUUUGGAGCAAAAAGUCUUUGGCCAGCAUCUUGCUAUCCAGAUAGUUCUGAAAGCUCUGAGCGCAAAUUCGUACUUCAAACAGCCCAGGAAGCCCCUGGUGAUGUCCUUCCAUGGCUGGACUGGAACAGGAAAAUCAUUUGUCAGCAGUAUCAUUGCAGAGAACCUCUAUCAGCUUAAUAUACCACGAAGGCGGUUUGUGCACCACUUCAGCACAAUACUGCAUUUCCCACACCUUUCACAUGUCCAUCUCUAUAAGGAGCAGCUGCAGAAUUGGAUUCGGGGCAAUGUCAGUGCCUGUCCAAGGUCCCUUUUUAUCUUCUCUGAAAUGGAUCAGAUGCCGCAUGGCCUGAUAGACUCUAUCAUGCCAUUCCUUGGCUACCGUGAAGAGAUUGGUGGUGUUUAUUAUGGCAAGGCGAUAUUCCUCUUUCUGAA